Messenger RNA from Didymodactylos carnosus, 813 nucleotides. The record is from the annotation of a GenBank genome assembly. Lineage: Eukaryota; Metazoa; Rotifera; Eurotatoria; Philodinida; Philodinidae.
AUGGAUUAUGGUCCGACCCGACUUGAUUCAUUAUUAUCAUAUCGUCUUAAUAUGGUUGUUCAUUCUCCUCAAUCUUAUCCAUUUCGUGGCAUUAAAUAUUUUCUCACUCAUUCUCAAUUAUGGUUUCAUGUCUUAUUUGGUGUUAUCAUUAUGGUUGCAUUUACAUUAGCCACUAUCAUCUUACUCUUUUUAUUCGUCUUCCCACUGCAAGCACAUGCAUUUCAUGAGGGUAUAACACAUUUUCCCGAAUGGUUGUCGUGGAUAUUGUCGUUUUUAAUUACGAUUUUGGAAGUAGCCGUAUGUGUAAAUAGAAAUCUGUACAUUACAUCACCGCUGAAUCUCAUACCGUGUAUUGGAACAAUAUUCUAUAUUUAUUUGAAUGGUUUCUACUAUGCAUGGUCACUUCAUUGUAAAUAUUUUGAUUUGUUAGGACUCAACUUUCAACAAGGUAAACGUUAUGUUCAUCAAAAUCGUUCGGACUAUGUUCGCUUUGGUGUUGUUGCUGUCCUAUUAGAAAUGAUUCCUCUUCUUAAUUUUUUGACUCCAGUCACUAAUAUUAUUGGAAGUGCUUUAUGGGCUUGUGAUAUCGAACGAUUCAAAGAACCUCUUGAACAUCCAAGAAACUUUUUGUUAGCGCCAGCUGAAUUACCAACAACUACUAGUCUACCUCCCGGAAAUUAUGGAUCAAUAAAAGAUGGCAGUGAAAAAGUUGAUUAUCCACCGAGUUAUAAUGAAGUAAUUGAACAACAAGCGCAAGCAGCUAAUAUUUAUCCCACGGCACCUGUUGAACCAAGCUAUCAAGAAAAGCAAUGA